AUGUCUAUUAUGUCUCGCUGGCAUAAGCCAUCGUGCCACAGUCCGAAAGUGUAUGUCGAAGAUGAACUGCCAUGCUGUGAAUCAUGCGGCAGCAGCCCAAAUAUCCAGAAACUCGUCUCGGAACAAGCAAAUCUCAGCACGCCUUGGACUGUGCCUCCAGACGAGGACUUUGGCGAAAUGAAUCUCUCCUGGCCGGAAUGUGUUCGAUACAGCCCGCAGCCUGCAGGGACAAACGCCGGACAAGCCAUGAAGGCUGGUGACAUGGGGCUACGGGAUGAACUGUCCCCCAUCUACCACAAGAGGCUUCAAGACGACCAGUUCCGACUCCUUUAUCUUCCUUCUGUCGACGAUGAGAACCACUCUAUCCAUGCCAGUCUUGAGGCUUAUCAGACCCAUGAUUGCCCCGAAUACGAGACGGUCUCAUAUUGCUGGGGAGGCGAAAAUGACGAUACAAGGCUCUGUAAACCCCUCUUUCUUGGCGACUACUGGGACAUUCUCCUGCAAACCCAGAACUGUUGGUCUAUGCUUCACUAUCUUCGCCCUCGGGUCGGUGUCCGCAUCAUUUGGGUAGAUGCCAUCUGCAUCAAUCAGAUAGAUCACCAGGAACGCGAGAGCCAGGUUGCCAUAAUGGGCAACAUAUAUCAACAGUGUCUGAGGGCAAUCGUCUAUCUGGGACAAUAUGUGGUUCGCCCUAGAAGCGGCGAUACCAGAACGUAUCCCGAGCGACGUGAUCUAAACAUGGCAUCGGCGUCGGCCAUGGACCUACACCAGUUGUUCAAGAUGAGAUAUUUUCAGCGCGUUUGGGUCGUUCAGGAACUGAUUCUAGCGCCCAUGGUUGUCAUACCGGUCCAUGGCGUAGAGCUAACCGCUGGGCGGCGUACAGCUACCCGUGAGGGGGCAUGGCAUGAGAGCAGCGCCCCUUGGAUGAGCAACAUCUGCGCUGGGAAAUCUGAUACAGCUCUGGGAAGAAUCCUAGAGCUGACGCAGAAUUCUCAGUCAACAGAUCUACGGGACAAAGUGUUUGGAUUACUUGGUUUCAUCUCUGGAAGCACAGGACUCAGGCCGAACUACUUGCUCUCAUCCCUACAUAUAUACAUUGGGACUAUAGCUCACAUGCUGCUCAACGAGGGUCAUUCCCACCUUCUCAUCGAGGCUGCCGGUUAUCGAGCUCCCUCAGAGACCCCGUCAUGGCUUCCAGAUGGAAAUCUGUCCAAUCUUGGCGCGCUCGUCCAAAAACUCUCAAACGUCCGCUCGAAGUCCAGCUCAUCGGGUCUCCGUGGAUUUCAUCGUUCUCGCGCGGUGGUCUUUUGGACAAGGCUCCGCGAACAAAAUCCACUCUGGGAGACCAUAUUGCUAGCCAAGUCUGAUGAAAGCUUGUAUGGCAGUGGUCACCCCUAUCGCGGGUUUAGGCCUCUGAUGGCACCACUACCUGCUCCGGAGAAACCGUCGAUCAACCCGUCAACCGCUGCACUCUCACUUCCCCUGAUCUAUAUUUGCCAAUUCUCUUCCAAGCCUCUGCAGAUCCAUUGGGAUCGAGGCCUGAGUCGCUCUUUUGAGAUUACAGUCUCAAAUUCUACACUGUGCAUAUGCACUUCUGAUACUCCACUCAACAGCGCCAUCAAACCGGGACUCACCAGCCUUUUUCUGCUGAAGGACCAGAAAAACCCCCACUUUCUCCUUUUCAUGCAGCGGCCUCAUCCAAAGACAAACUACCGGCUGCUGAAAUGCUGCCUCUGUUAUGGCAUUUUCCUGUCGGCAAAGCCGCGUUCCAAGUCAAGAUACCCAGUCUUCCGUCUGCCCACCGUUCUCCAACGGCUCAACGGCUGUCAACGUAGUGCCAGAGAUAUUCCUUUUGAGGAAGACAGCAUACCGAUCUUACAUUAUACGGUCCAUAGUGCUGUUACCGAGGCUGAAAACCUUUGCAACAACAGCUGGGAAAAAUUGCAAACGAUGCCGACAAAAAUCGAUCCUUUGAGCCAAAACACUGUCACUGGUCAUAUACUGAGCCUCUUUCACAAGCUAUUUAUCAGCCCCGAAGGUCCUUUUGUCGAUCUUUAUUUCAGUUACCUUCGGCAGUGCAGCCCCAAAUGCUGUGUAGAGGUAGAACAGCGCGGGAAGGAGGCAUGGGUAUGGGUAACAAUGGCACCAACUGACUGGUUACCUAUACACAGGGCCCUCAAGGCCUAUUGGCAUGAAUUUGUGUUUAGGAUAGUCAUGAGACACUCAACACUACAGCACGUUGGGCCUUGGUAUUGGGCACGAGUGCCGGGAUCCUCAGACUCAUCUGAUGAGGAAGAGAUGGAUGUGCUGGAGAUAAAAUACACGUCGCCGGCUCACAGACUCUCUGCCUGGACAUCUUCGGAUACAAUGUUCCGGAGACCAGCCAGGUCCUGGAUCCAGUCACGCAGUGUCAGUAUGGUGGCUGAAAUGGAAGGCCUAAGAAGAUGGCUGAUGGGUAGCCCUUACUUGGUGCUUUUCCAAACGCUGAGGAUCUGUAGUCAGCUCGUCAAGGAAGAUGAGUUGACUUUGGCUACGACGGGGCCCAACCCUGAAUAUAAAUCGGUUUGCUACUUUGACUGGCCAGACUGCUUUUUUGGCGGCGAGCACAUUCCUGGGAAACAAGAGAACAUAAGUAUCUUCUAA
Messenger RNA from Fusarium keratoplasticum, 2643 nucleotides. RefSeq names its product HET domain-containing protein. Lineage: Eukaryota; Fungi; Ascomycota; Sordariomycetes; Hypocreales; Nectriaceae. The transcript has a single exon. The coding region runs from base 1 to 2643 and encodes 880 amino acids. The record is from RefSeq and is a predicted model, not a curated record.